GCCACCACCACCGUUGCUCGCCGUUCCUCGAUAAUUGUGAACAAGUUACCUACCAUAGCUCUACGACGUACCCUCACGAACCUACAUAGAAACCCGAACAGAAUGUCCGAAACGAUGCGGGCCGUUUUGAUUAAGGAUGGUAAAGGUCCGGUGGAGAACCUCUAUCUUGGAGAAGCGCCCAAACCUACCCCUAAACAGAAUGAAGUCCUCGUAAAGAUCAAAGCUUUCGGACUGAAUCGCAUGGACAUCGUUCAACGUCUAGGCUUUUACCCCGUCCCGGCUGGGGCUUCACCUAUCCUUGGCGUCGAGUUCUCGGGGACAGUUGAAGAGGUCGGGAGUCAAUCGGGGAACUGGAAGGUCGGGGAUGAAGUACUUGGAUUGGCGAGCGGGGGAGCUUACGCGGAGUACAUCGUUCUCCCCGGGACACAUCUGCUGCACAAGCCGAAACACCUUUCGUGGGUUGAAGCCGCCUCAAUCCCCGAGAACUUUCUCACCGCCUUCCAGGCUCUCUUUCUGGUCGCGGAGUUCAAGAGAGGAGAGAGUGCCAUGAUCCAUGCUGGAGCCUCCGGUGUGGGUGUAGCUGCGAUUCAGCUGUGUCGCUACUUCGACGCCUCCUCUGUGACGGCUACGGCCUCUACCCCAUCCAAGCUCUCCUGGCUACUGUCCAUGAACAACGGAGCCACACACGCAGCAAACUAUAAAUCCGAAGACUUCAGCGCCGUCGCAAAAACCGCCACAAACGGCAAAGGAGUGGAUGUGAUCGUCGAUCCAGUAGGACAAAGUCAUUGGCAUAAGAACAUCGACAGUCUGGCCAUGGAUGGACGGAUGACAUUGUUGGCAUUUUUGAGCGGUGCGGAGAUCCAGGGCGCGAACUUGCAACCUAUUCUUUAUAAGCGCUUGCGCAUUCAGGGAUCCACGCUUAGGUCUCGUUCGGUGGAGUACCAGGCGGAUUUGAUUCAGAGGUUCGCAAAGGAAUGCUUGGGUGACAUUACGGGCGAGAAGGGGGAUGGGAAAUUGAAGACAUAUAUCCACGAGGUGUUCCCCUGGCAAGAUAUCCAGAAAGCUACACGGGAGAUGGAGGCGGAUAAGAACAGUGGAAAGAUAAUCGUGGAGAUCGUUUGAACCAUUUGGAUUUGGGAAGACGUAGGACAUGAGGUUUUCCUGCACAUUCGGGGGCGCUCUCUUUGGUGGGCUGGUAGGUGAAGGAUAUUGACGAAGACGAGGUAUAAAGGAGAAAGAAACGUCGUGUAAGUAUCGGUAGGGUAAGGUUUCCAAGUAUUCGAAUUCAAUGUAUAUUGUGUAUUUUAUCA
Stereum hirsutum FP-91666 SS1 is the source of this 1310-nucleotide messenger RNA. Its product is annotated as quinone oxidoreductase. The coding region runs from base 103 to 1122 and encodes 339 amino acids. The transcript has 9 exons. Gene Ontology annotation, molecular function: oxidoreductase activity. The record is from RefSeq and is a predicted model, not a curated record. Lineage: Eukaryota; Fungi; Basidiomycota; Agaricomycetes; Russulales; Stereaceae.